UCUCUAUACAUAAUACUCCCAUUUGCAGUUUCUUUGACUUUGCAAUUCCAGCUGCCACAGAAAUGCUCACAUCUCACCCAACACCCACCUCACUCCGGCGGCCGGAGCCCAUCUCCGGCGCCGGAAAACACCGCCUACUCACCGGAAAAUCAGCCAGUUUCCGGCCAAGGCUGGUGAGGGGUGGGGUAAGAGCAUUGAUCAGUAGUGGAGAUAGCAAGACUGGAGUGGAAAUAGCAGCUGAUCAGAAAUUUAUUGAGAACAAUGGAUCAGUGGUUUCAUCUUCAUCUUCUUUAAAUGUGAGAGCAGUGAUCACAAUAAGGAAGAAGAUGAAGGAAAAGCUUAUCGAAAAGUUUGAGGACCAAUGGGAAUCUUUCAUCAAUGGAAUCGGCAAAGGAAUCUUGAUUCAGCUCAUCAGUCAAGAUAUUAUUGAUCCUGUUACCAAAUCAGGGAAGAUUGCAGAGUCUUUUGUGAGGGGUUGGUUGCCGAAACUAUCCGGCAGCCCCAACGUCGUCCAGUACGGCGCUGACGUGGCGGUCCCGCAAGAUUUCGGGCAGCCGGGCGCGAUCCUCGUCACCAAUUUCCACGACAAGGAGUUCUUCUUGAUGGAGAUUGUUGUACAUGGUUUCAGCAAUGGCCCCAUAUUCUUUUGGGCAGACACUUGGAUUCAUUCGGUUAAAGAUAACCCUCAGUCGAGAAUCGUAUUCAAGAAUCAGGCAUCUCUUCCUUCUCAAACCCCACCCGGGAUCGAGAAUCUGCGCCACGAUGACCUGUCGCGCCUCCGUGGCGACGGGAAAGAAUCUAGGAAGCUGCACGAGAGAAUCUACGAUUACGACCUCUACAAUGACUUGGGCAAUCCCGAUAAAAACGAAGGCCUAGUCCGACCGGUGUUGGGAACCGACGAGAGGCCUUACCCUAGGAGAAUUCGUACCGGUAGACCUCCUACUAGAACAGAUCCCAACACGGAGACAAGAAUCGAGAAGCCGCACCCGGUUUAUGUUCCCCGAGAUGAAACGUUCGAGGAGGUUAAGCAGAACACGUUUUCGGCCGGACGUUUGAAAGCCGUGCUGCACAACUUGGUGCCGUUGAUCGCCGCGACUUUGUCGAAAUCCGAUAUUCCGUUCACGAAUUUCGCGGACAUAGAUAAUUUGUACAAGGAUGGUUUUCUGUUGAUAGACGAAGACCGUAAAGACGGCAGGAAGAACCAGAUUCUGACGAGUGCGAUGAAACAGAUGUUUACGGUCGGUGACAGGUUGCUCAAGUACGAUCUACCCGCCAUUAUUAAGCGUGAUAGAUUCGCAUGGCUGAGGGAUAACGAGUUCGCUCGUCAGAUGUUGGCCGGUGUCAACCCCGUGAACAUCGAGCUACUAAAGGAACUUCCGAUUGUAAGCGAAUUAGAUCCUGCAAUAUACGGUCCACCAGAGUCUGCAAUCACGAGGGAGUUAUUAGCGAAAGAGCUCAACGGGAUCAACGUCGAAGAGGCAAUUAAGGACAAGAAGCUGUUUAUACUAGACUACCACGACUUACUUCUGCCCUUCAUUGAGAAAAUGAACGCGUUGCCCGAUAGAAAAGCUUAUGCAUCAAGAACCGUAUUCUACUACGGCGAAAACGGUAUUCUCCGACCAAUCGUAAUCGAGCUUUCACUUCCUCCGACAGAUUCUUCUCCGAGGAACAAGUUUGUGUUCACACACGGCCACGACGCCACAACUCACUGGACAUGGAAGCUCGCUAAAGCUCAUGUCUGCUCGAACGAUGCUGGGGUCCACCAACUCGUCAACCACUGGCUGAAGACUCAUGCGUGUAUGGAGCCUUAUAUAAUCGCGACACAUAGGCAGCUAAGCUCGAUGCACCCGGUGUACAAACUACUACACCCGCACAUGCGGUACACGAUGGAAAUCAACGCGCUCGCGAGGCAGAGUUUGAUAAACGGAGGUGGGAUUAUCGAGGCAUGUUUCAGCCCCGGAAAGUACGCCAUGGAAGUAAGCUCCGCCGCCUAUAAGAGCUUGUGGCGGUUCGACAUGGAAUCACUACCUGCAGAUUUAAUUCGAAGGGGUGUGGGUGUUGAAGAUCCAUCGGUGCCAGGUGGAGUCAAGCUCGUGAUCGAAGACUACCCAUACGCAGCGGACGCACUUCUCGUAUGGUCCGCCAUUAAAGAGCUCGUGGAAUCAUACGUCGACCACUACUACUCCGAACCUAACUCCAUCUCAUCCGACCCUGAGCUCCAAGCCUGGUGGGACGAAAUCAAGAACGUGGGCCACCACGACAAGAGAAACGAGCCAUGGUGGCCUAAUCUCGAAACCCAAGACGACUUAUCGAAGAUACUCACAACCAUGAUAUGGACUGGCUCCGGUCAACACGCAGCCAUAAACUUCGGUCAAUACCCGUUCGGCGGUUACCCGCCAAACCGACCCACACUCAUGCGUAAAUUAAUCCCUCGUGUGGGCGAUCCGGAAUACGAGAAGUUUCUGCAGAACCCUGAGUUGACUUUCUUGACUUCUCUGCCAACUAAGCUACAGGCGACGAAAGUUAUGGCUGUGCAAGACACCCUGUCGACCCAUUCGGCUGACGAGGAGUACAUAAACCAGCUGCACCAUAUUCACAGGCUCGCUUUCAACGACUCGGAAGUUCAAAAACUGUUCGAGGAUUUCUCUGUUAAGUUGGAAGAGAUCGAAAGAAUUAUCCAUCAGAGAAAUAAAAAUGUCGAGCUGAAGAAUCGAAACGGGGCUGGUGUUCCUCCGUAUGAGUUGCUUUUACCUUCUUCUUCGCCCGGCGUGACGGGGCGUGGUAUUCCCAACAGCAUUUCCAUUUGA
This is a messenger RNA of Erythranthe guttata (spotted monkey flower), 2807 nucleotides long. It is a transcript of the gene LOX6, whose product is annotated as PLAT/LH2 domain-containing lipoxygenase family protein. Gene Ontology annotation, biological process: lipid oxidation. NCBI's taxonomy places the organism in Eukaryota, Viridiplantae, Streptophyta, Magnoliopsida, Lamiales, Phrymaceae. Gene Ontology annotation, molecular function: protein binding; oxidoreductase activity, acting on single donors with incorporation of molecular oxygen, incorporation of two atoms of oxygen; metal ion binding. The record is from RefSeq and is a predicted model, not a curated record.